This is a messenger RNA of Bufo bufo (common toad), 2962 nucleotides long. It is a transcript of the gene STON1, whose product is annotated as stonin 1. Gene Ontology annotation, biological process: clathrin-dependent endocytosis; synaptic vesicle endocytosis; regulation of endocytosis. Gene Ontology annotation, molecular function: clathrin-cargo adaptor activity. NCBI's taxonomy places the organism in Eukaryota, Metazoa, Chordata, Amphibia, Anura, Bufonidae. The transcript has 4 exons. Gene Ontology annotation, cellular component: synaptic vesicle; AP-2 adaptor complex. The record is from RefSeq and is a predicted model, not a curated record. The coding region runs from base 497 to 2656 and encodes 719 amino acids.
GAGCUGGCAGGGGGCCCGGUUAUUGGAAACACUAUAGGGCUGGAUUCUGGUCUUUGUAAACUGUGCCAUCUGGAGAUGACAGUGUUAAAAAUUAAAAAACCCAGCAGACUGUGAAGGCAUCUCUUCAGGGAGGAGCCCUUAUUAGAAAGUCACUUUAACCCUUUCCUUUCCAGAGCGCAUAGAUUAGAGGGAAAAUGAGCCUGGGCCUGGUGCAGACAGGGGCUGACAUCACAGGGCUCCUGGAAAGUCUCCGCUUCCUGCACCGACUUCUCCAGGCUGCAAAGUUUUUUUUUCCUUUCUCUUGUUGUUGUUGAGCAGAACUUCCUCUGUCAGAUGCAGCUUCCCCCUCCACAUCACAGGAGCAGCAUCACCCGGUCCGGGGGGCUCAGCGCAGAAAACUAAUGAACUAACUCAUCUGGAUCCUACCGUCCGGCCCGUCUCCUGCUCAUCCAGGUCCGCCGGCCAAGAAAAAGUGAACCAUUUAAAUUCAGGGAGAAUGUCUUCACCAAAUCAUGAUAACUGGGUAACUUUUGAUGACGAAAAUCUGUUCCAGUCUCCACAAAAAUCCCCAAUAUGUCCUCAUGAGAAUGCACAUAGCUCUAAACCAAGUGAACUUAAACUAAGCCUGUCUCAUGAACGGAUGACAAGCAUUUCUUCCUCCAACUCCACCACCCCUCUCACAUCUCCUAUAAUUGACUUCUUCAUGAGUCCUGGUCCUCCGAGCAAUUCCCCUCUUCGUACCCCUAUUAAGGACAGCCCAUCCACGCCAUGCACCCCUAAACAAGUAUCUUUUAACUUGUAUCCUAGAGAUGAGAGGUCUCAGAACCACCAUUAUACAUUUUCUGAAGGAUCAACUCCGUUGACAACAGAGCAGACUCCAACUAUUUCAUCCUUUGCAGAUGCAAACAACACAAAUCAGAAUCCUUCACUGUACAAAAGUAAUAAUAGUUUAGGACAUUUUUCACUUUUCCAUUUAGAUCACUCUCAAAAUGAGUGUGCCUUCUCAAGCCCAUUUUGGAACAAUGAUGCCACAAGUUCUUCAAGCACUACAGCUGAAUCUCACUCAAAAGAAAAAAAUUCUGCAAAGCAGGAAUAUAAUAUAUCCGAAAAGGAAACCUCUAAUAACCAGAAGAGUCUUAACCACUGUUCCUUUAGUUAUGUUUGUGAACGGCUUCAGCAUUUAAAGAUUGACCCACCUGACAACUUGAGGCAUCAGCCUGCCUGUGCUGAAAGUGAGAGCCCAUCAUUUAUUCCACAAAGUCUCUUUAGAAGUCAGAGGAAAGAUGGAUGGCCUUUUAUGUUGAGGAUACCAGAAAAAAAGAACAUGAUGUCUUCCAGGCAGUGGGGACCUAUUUACCUGAAAGUUGUAUCUGGUGGAAUUCUGCAAAUGUAUUAUGAAAAGGGCCUUGAAAAACCGUUCAAAGAAUUUCAGCUUCAUCAAUUCUGCAGACUUUCGGAGCCAAAACUCGAAAACUUAGGAGUUUCAAGUAAAAUACACACUGUUAAGAUAGAAAAUGUAACGUAUGUGGAAAGAAGGAAAUAUCAUCCAAAACCCGAAGUGAUUCAUGAGGCAGAAAUCGAGCAAAUGUUAAAAUUGGGAACCACAGAGUAUUCUGAUUUGAUGGACUUUAUUACGACAAUAGAGGAGGAGCUUUUGUUGCUUUCACCAGUUUCGAAACAGAAGAAAACUUAUGAAGAGCCUGAAAUGUUGGUGGAGCUAGUGGACAAUUUUUGGGGCCAAAUAUCAAAAGAAGGAAAGCUAAGAGACAAGUCGCUGGUCUGUCAGUUGUAUUGUCUUAGUUUCAUUAAUAGCGGCAUGGAGUGUUUUUUAACAUUAAAUGACAUUGAACUACAAAAGCUGAACUACUUUGAGAAGAACAGUGAGAAAAACUUGAUCAAUAUUUCGGAAUAUCAUUUCCACAAAUGUGUUAAGCAACAUGAAUUUGACAAGUCCCGGAUAGUGAAAUUCACACCAAUGGAUGCGUGCCGGUUUGAACUCAUGCGUUUUAAGGUUCCUUGUGAUGUCAAAGAACUUCCUUUUUCACUAAAGAGCUUGGCUGCGAUACAAGGAGCCUAUGUGGAGCUCCAAGCUUUCUUAAACAUGUCCAGUAGUAUGGUGGGUCCUUCACAGGUGAAAUACUGUGAAAAUAUUACUAUCCACUUCCCGGUACCUGCACCAUGGGUAAAAGCACUUUGGACUGUUAGUCUGCAGAGGCAAAGGUCUCUAAAGACGAAGAUGAACAGAAGAGCUUGUCUUAGUACUGGAUUUGAAAUCGAAUCAGAGCCGGUAAUACAAGUAACGAUCGGGACAGCAAAAUACGAGAAUGCAUACAAAGCUGUUGUGUGGAAGAUUGAUCGACUCCCAGACAAAAAUUCUAGUCCUGAUCAGCCGCACAGUUUAUCCUGCAAGCUUGAGCUGGGCUCCGACCAGGAGAUACCUCGCAGCUGGAAUCCGAUGGCAAAUGUGCAGUUUAUUAUGCCGUUUACAUGUGUCUCUGGGGCAGAGGUGAAAUCAAUGGGCGUCGAGAAUGAUCUCCAGCCCCAUAAACAAGUCACCCAAAAGGCUUGCUACCACAUCCAGGUGGAGAUUGAUCGAAAACGUAUCCCUACUGAUGGAGAAGACAUGGACAAGACCAGAGAGUGCAGAACACAAUAAAAACCAGUUCUAAAAUAGAUCAAAGAAAUAUAUAUGGAAAUAUAACCAGCAUUUCAAAAAGUGACAAGCUUGGGUGCUACAUCUCCCAGCAUACCCAGCGUGCCGAGGUUAUACAACAAACAUGGACAGAAUCAUAGCAGAUAUAUAUUAUUUUGUGUAACUAUUUUCAAUGAUUGUCGUUUCAAUCUACAAUCUUUAUAUGAUUGACAUUUAAUUACACAUAAUUGCAUAAAUAUGAAGCAAAUUAUUUUAAUUGUUUUGUGAUUCAUGUGUAUAACGUUCAUAAAAAAAAAAAAUAGAUCUUGA